Molecule: messenger RNA, 846 nt
Organism: Vollenhovia emeryi
Lineage: Eukaryota; Metazoa; Arthropoda; Insecta; Hymenoptera; Formicidae
Gene: mRpS24
Product: 28S ribosomal protein S24, mitochondrial
Exons: 3
Coding region: 266-763 (165 amino acids)
Biological process (GO): translation
Cellular component (GO): mitochondrion
Source: RefSeq, a predicted model, not a curated record
GGCGCAUACGGCGUUGACGUAUUUUACAUGUGUAAAAAACUAAGGACGUAAAAUACCUAGUAUUUUACAUGUCUAAAACCGUGUAAUUUACAUUGAGUAUUUUACGUGCCCAACCCUGCUCAUGACCAUUUCAGGCGGCGAUGUUGGCAACGCUGAUCGUGGCGUUGACUUCUGUGGUGUUAUUGUAGUUUCGGAGCAAGCGGCGGAAGUGGAGAUUGUUUUGUAGCAGAUUAAUCGAAAGGGCACUCGAGAAUUGCGUGGCAAGAUGGUUUUACUGGGACAAAUAAGAAAUAUGCUACCGGCUGUGCAACAGACACUCGUGCACAGGCAUUUUCACACAAGCAGGGUAGCCAGUAGAGUGCAAUCCGGCCGUUACAAAAUCACAAUCAACAAGGACAAGCCACUGACGUACGAGAUGGCAAAUCCGCCUCAUUACAUCGCUCACAGGAAAUCCUGGAAUGCUUGGAACACCUCAAAUAUCAAGGAUGGGAACAGACCAGCCGAGACGGCCGUAGAAGAUAUGUUCAUUCGACAGUUCAUGAAGGGGACGUGGCACAAUUUGUUCGCGAGCGAAAUCAUCAUUAAGCGGCAGCACAACAUUAUUAGGAUAGCUGGUAUCAUCGCGCGCGGCUUAACACCUUAUAAAAUAUAUUUCCUAACUGGCUAUACCGAGGAACUUCUGAGCUACUGGCUUCAGUGUCCGGUUAAAGUGGAAUUGGUCACGAUUGACAAUAAGAAACAAAUGAUAUUCAAAUAUAUAUAGAAAACAGUAUAUAUAAAUAGUAAACUAUAUGUAAAUACAAUAAGUCCUUGUUAAUAAACCAGAUUUUAAAAUAAUUUCCAAUA